This is a messenger RNA of Knipowitschia caucasica, 585 nucleotides long. The record is from the annotation of a GenBank genome assembly. Lineage: Eukaryota; Metazoa; Chordata; Actinopteri; Gobiiformes; Gobiidae.
AUGGUCCUCCUCCAACACAAACACGGAACCAGGAUGAAGCUCCAUCAUCAUCCUCACCCUCUCGCGCCUGAACCCCAGCGCGGAUCCGGAUUGGCUCACGGAUCUCUGCUGCACGCUGAACCCGGAGAGCCGACAGAUAUAACUGCAGUGAUGGACUCUGGAGAUAUUCAGGUGAAGGUUCUGGACAAGCGCGCCUCAGGCCAGGCCUUCGAGGUGAUCCUGACGCCCACCAGCCCAGAGCCCAAAGACUUCCCUCUGUCCCCUCUGACCAAGAAGGAGACGUCCCUCCAUGAGAUCCAGAGGAAACUAGAGGCCGCCGAAGAAAGACGCAAGAGUCAGCAGGCCGAAGUGCUGAAGCAUCUGGCUGAGAAGCGCGAACACGAGAAGGAGGUGAUCCAAAAGGCCAUGGAGGAAAGCUGCAACUUCAGCAAAGCCACUCAGGAAAAACUCAUGCAAAAGAUGGAGGCCAACAAGGAGAACCGGGACGCUCAGAUGGCAGCGCUCAGCGAGAAGUUCAAGGAGAUGGAUAAGAAGCUGGAGGAGGUGCGGAAGAACAAGGAGGCGAUCAAAGACAAGGACAACUGA